AUGAUGCACGCAUUCGAUUUCACCAAAACAACCAACGAAGCGCUGUUAAAGCACGGCAUCCUCGAAGAUGUCAUUCAGGAAGCAGACUUCAAGCCCUGGGGUGUCCUUGCAGGUGAGUUUUCGUCGGAUUCCCCCAUCGCAAUGGGUAAUACUUUGAGUGCAAAAGACGCUCAAAGCAGGCCAACUGUUCAAUUCAAUUUGAACCCGGAGGAGGGAGCACCUCGAGUCAGCGACAAAGAUCUAUUCACUCUGGUCAUCACUGAUCCCGAUGCACCUUCUAGAAGCGAUCAUAAGUGGUCUGAAUUUUGUCAUUAUAUCGAAGCUGAUAUCAAAAUUUUGGAUCAAACAGCCACCGCAACGUCCGGAAAAGUUAGCGAGCCUCAGUUUGUGUGCUCGAAGUUGAACAGUGGAACUGAACUGGUUUCGUAUCACGGACCUGCUCCACCAAAAGGUACAGGUAAACACAGAUAUGUACUUCUACUCUACAAACAACCUGCUGGUGUUGUUAGCUCGAAAUUCACGGAAGUGAAGGAUAGACCCAAUUGGGGAUACGGUACUCCUGCAACUGGUGUUAAAAAAUGGGCCAGUGAAAAUAAUCUGAAGCCAAUUGCUGCGAACUUCUUCCUGGUGGAAAAUAAAUAA
Messenger RNA from Zygotorulaspora mrakii, 642 nucleotides. RefSeq names its product YbhB/YbcL family Raf kinase inhibitor-like protein. Lineage: Eukaryota; Fungi; Ascomycota; Saccharomycetes; Saccharomycetales; Saccharomycetaceae. The record is from RefSeq and is a predicted model, not a curated record. The coding region runs from base 1 to 642 and encodes 213 amino acids. The transcript has a single exon. Gene Ontology annotation, molecular function: phospholipid binding; peptidase inhibitor activity. Gene Ontology annotation, biological process: regulation of proteolysis; regulation of Ras protein signal transduction.